CUCACACUGACCCAAUGUCUCUUCCUAAGCGAAUCAUCAAGGAGACAGAACGUCUUGUUGCAGACCCUGCACCAGGCAUCACCGCCACCCCACAUGACGACAACCUCCGGUAUUUCGAUGUAACGAUCCAAGGACCCGAUGGUAGCCCAUUCCAGAACGGCGUGUUUAGGCUGGAGCUAUUUCUGCCGGAAGAGUACCCUAUGGCCCCACCGAAGGUCCGCUUCCUCACUAAGAUCUACCACCCCAACAUCGACAAGCUUGGUCGCAUCUGUUUGGACAUCCUGAAAGAUAAGUGGUCCCCCGCGCUCCAAAUCCGCACUGUCCUCCUGUCGAUCCAAGCGCUUCUUUCCGCACCGAACCCGGACGACCCGCUCGCGACGGACGUCGCGAAGCACUACAAAGAGAACGAGAAGGACGCGCAGCGCGUCAGCAGGGAGUGGACGGAGAAGUAUGCCUCUGCCUAGUUCCCCUUCUCCUACGCGUGCUCCCCCUUCCCCUUCGAUACGCGAGUCGCCGUAACAUAGAAGAAGCUCUCUGGUUGUGUAAAGAACAAUGUAUCACUUUCUUCAGC
This is a messenger RNA of Dichomitus squalens LYAD-421 SS1, 571 nucleotides long. Its product is annotated as ubiquitin-conjugating enzyme. The coding region runs from base 15 to 464 and encodes 149 amino acids. Gene Ontology annotation, biological process: DNA damage tolerance; protein K63-linked ubiquitination. Gene Ontology annotation, cellular component: nucleus. Lineage: Eukaryota; Fungi; Basidiomycota; Agaricomycetes; Polyporales; Polyporaceae. Gene Ontology annotation, molecular function: ubiquitin conjugating enzyme activity. The transcript has 6 exons. The record is from RefSeq and is a predicted model, not a curated record.